This is a messenger RNA of Prunus armeniaca (apricot), 945 nucleotides long. The record is from the annotation of a GenBank genome assembly. Lineage: Eukaryota; Viridiplantae; Streptophyta; Magnoliopsida; Rosales; Rosaceae.
AUGCAGUCGAAGUGGGAGUUGGAAAUGGAUCAUUAUGACCUCCAUAGGCAGAGAAGGGAUUUGAAGCACAAAGGAAGGAACGUUGUUUGGUCACUUGCAAUGGAUAAGUGUUUAAUUGAUGCUCUUGCUGUUCAAGCUAGAAACGGAAACAAAAUUGACAAGUGCUUUAAUGAAAAUGCCUACACUGCUGCUUGUAUUGCUGUGAACUCUCGUUUUAACUUAAAUUUAAACAAUCAAAAAGUCAUUAAUCGUCUUAAGACCAUAAAGAAGAGGUAUAAGGCAAUGAAGGAUAUGCUUAGUCAAGAUGGUUUCAGGUGGAAUCCAAGUACGAAGAUGAUUGAGUGUGACAAUGAAGAGCUUUGGAAGAGAUACAUCGCAGCACACCCUGACGCAAGAGGGAUUCAAGGGAAGCAGAUAGAGAUGUAUGAUGAACUAAAAAUUGUAUGUGGAAAUUAUCAAGCCCCUAGUCGCUGGGCUAAGAUGAAGGAUGGAGGCCAUCCAAGUGACAUGAAGAAUUGUGAAGAUGAUUCUGCCUCAUUUCUCUCUCCAAGCUCCGAUGACCUAAGUGAGACAGAUGGAACAGAGUCAUAUAGUGGACCAGAUGAGUAUACCAAGAUGCCAGAUGGUAGUCAAGACCCCCCUCUGAUCCAGCCCCUUAGACAACUUCCAAAACGCCCUCGUGGCUCAGAAGCCCUUCAGGAUGCAAUGAUGGCUGUGGCAUCAAGCAUUCGUCGCUUGGCUGAUGCAAUGGAGCAAAGCAAAUACUCUAUUGAUGCCUCUGAACUACUACAGGCGGUGAUGGAAAUUGAUGGCUUGGAAGAGGCUAAGCAGAUGUAUGCAUUUGAGUAUUUGAAUGCUGACCCUGUCAAAGCUCGAGCUUUCAUGGCAUACAAUGCUCAAAUGAGAAAAUUAUACUUAUUUAGACAGUUCUGGUGGUGGAAGUAA